AUGUCAACAGCCCGUACCAAAGGGCUGGUGGGCAAGCCACUCUUGUAUUUCACAAGUGUUUUUGUAUCACUCGGUGUGUUUUUGUUUGGUUAUGAUCAAGGUGUUAUGUCUGGUAUCAUCACCGGCUGGUACUUUAGAGAUUAUUUCAACCAACCUUCGAAAGCGGAGAUCGGUACGGUCGUUGCGAUCCUCGAGAUUGGCGCUCUUAUUUCAUCGUUAUUGGUUGGCAAGAUUGGAGAUAUAAUCGGACGCAGGCGAACAAUCUUAUAUGGGUCCUUGAUUUUUCUCGUUGGAGGAGCCUUACAAACAUUUGCUACAAGUCUUUCUAUAAUGAUGCUGGGGCGAAUUAUUGCUGGAUUGGGAGUUGGUGCUCUCUCCACUAUCGUCCCAGUAUUUCAGUCCGAAAUCAGUCCCCCACACAAUCGUGGAAAACUUGCUUGUAUUGAGUUUACGGGCAAUAUUCUUGGAUAUGCUGCAAGUUGCGUAAUGGGUAGUCUCCUUGCAGCUGGCAGCCUUCUCAUUCCCGAAUCUCCUAGGUGGCUACUAGACAACGAUCAUGAUGAAGAAGGUCUUAUUGUUAUCGCCAACCUAUACGGUGGCGGAGACAUUCACAACGAGUUGGCACGACAAGAGUACCGAGAAAUUAAAUUCAACGUUCUUACGCAGCGACAGGAAGGAGAAAGAUCAUAUGCAGACAUGUUUCGACGCUACUAUAAACGUGUUCUUAUUGCUAUGUCUGCGCAAGCCAUGGCACAAUUGAACGGCAUUAAUGUUAUCUCAUAUUAUGCUCCACUCGUCUUCGAGUCUGCUGGGUGGCCCGGCCGAUCCGCUAUUCUCAUGACCGGUAUCAAUGCUCUCACCUAUCUUGCAUCUACCAUCCCGCCGUGGUAUCUUGUUGAUGACUGGGGCCGACGUCCGAUUUUGUUGUCUGGAGCGGUUGCUAUGAUGGUAUCGUUGAGUCUAAUGUCCUAUUUCCUUCUGAUCGAUGUGCCGGCCACACCAAACCUCACUGUUAUUUGCGUCAUGGUCUACAACGCUGCUUUCGGAGCCUCGUGGGGACCGAUCCCCUGGCUCUAUCCUCCUGAGAUUCUGCCUCUAAGUAUUCGUGCUAAAGGAGCUAGUUUGAGUACUGCUGCAAAUUGGGCGUUCAAUUUCUUGGUUGGAGAGGUGACUCCUGUUCUGCAAGACUUGAUCAAAUGGCGCUUGUAUCUCAUCCAUGCUUUCUUCUGUGCUUGCAGUUUUGUUCUGGUUUAUUUCUUAUAUCCUGAAACAAGCGGUGUUCGCUUGGAGGACAUGAAUGUACUAUUCGGAGACGCUACGACCACGAUGCCUACGCCUGUAACACAAGGAGAACGUGACUCUUUGAUUGGGGUCAAUUCACCUGUUCCCUCACUCGAUCUUCAUCGCCAGCAUGCGCACUUGACUGCCGACAAUGCCAUUCCAGGUCUCAAUAUCGACCCUCCUGCCAUUGACCAAGAUAACAACGGAAAGCCCAGCAGCGUCGAUCAAACCGGCGAGUCCCAAGGAUUUGGCGGCUGGAUAUCAAACAUGCUCAACCGAAACAGAGACCCAGCAAAGAGGAGUCAAUAUCGCCCUGUUGACCAGGAUGAAGAGAGCUGA
Messenger RNA from Talaromyces marneffei, 1620 nucleotides. RefSeq lists its product as uncharacterized. The coding region runs from base 1 to 1620 and encodes 539 amino acids. Gene Ontology annotation, molecular function: carbohydrate:proton symporter activity. The transcript has 7 exons. Lineage: Eukaryota; Fungi; Ascomycota; Eurotiomycetes; Eurotiales; Trichocomaceae. Gene Ontology annotation, cellular component: membrane. Gene Ontology annotation, biological process: transmembrane transport; carbohydrate transport. The record is from RefSeq and is a predicted model, not a curated record.